AUGCCCCAAAGCUCUUAUGCCUCCAAGCGGGCUCCGAAGGGUCUGGCAAAAAAUGCGCACCCUCGCCCAUCCACCCCGGAGACAAAUAUCAUGCGAAACCUCGACAUGUCUCCCAAGGGUAAACACCCCCGAAAGUCCGAUAAUGCUCGACCGGAUCGCAAGCGGAGGGUAUCCACCUCGUCCGUCUCGAGUGUAUCCUCAGUCUCGUCCCUAGAAGAACUGAGCGACGCAGAUGAUUCAGAAGAAGAUGCAGACGACGAGCAAGAACCAGCCGUCCGGGCCCCGUCUUAUGGUCGUCGUAAAGACAGCAAGGCGGGGCGCCAACAAACAAGAACCAAGAGACGUCGUGUCGUGCCUGAUGACAGCAGUGAUGGCAGUGACUCCGAGAGCUCAGAUGAUUAUGCCGGUGUGGACUACAUCACCGACGCCGAAGACGAAGAACAGGAAAUGGAGAAAAUGGAGGAGAUGAUGAUCAUGGAGUCAGAAAAGAACCCCAGACCUCUCCCCAGCUCCGAAUUCAAUGAUGACAUGUGGACGACGAAUGCUUUUGACGACAACAUGUUCCUCCCAGCUGCCUCGUUCUUUGACGAAGAGCACCUUUACAGCGCCAUGGACACUUUCGGCGAGCCUGAAGUACAGAGUGAAGCGGUGGAAACACCUGCCACUCGGCGAGUGCAUUUCGAAGAUCGAUCUGACUCGUCUUCUGAUAGUGAUUCACACACUGAUGAUGACAUUCCUGGAGACUUUUUGCAGCAGGACAGUCUGGAUCCCCAGCUCCGUCGCAUGAUCGAAAACGACAACGAGAACUAUCAAAGAAACAACCGCCGUCAGUCAGAGGAGAUGUUUGGCGAUGUCGACUAUGGCCACGGGAACAUCUACCACGUCGAAUCCGAGGGAUCUUCUGAAGGAAGCUUGAGUGGCUAUGAAAGCGACGAUGGCGACACUACAGACGAGGAUCUACCCCCGCCUGCCACAAUCACUCACCCUCGAUCCCUUCUCCGUCGCGAUUCGUCCGACUCCUUGGCCCCUACAGGGGAUGACAAGAGUGAAACUAUCCCUCGUCGCCGGGGACCUAUCAUGGGAACCUUCACAACGGACCCCCACAAGCCUGUGGCUUUGGUCGACUGUACCGGCAAGCACCUCGUCAUCAUUCCCGCGUAUGCUUCUUCCCGCCACGAUUGGCUGGACUCUGCUGCCAACAGCAUGCCUGGAACCGCCAACACCAGCCCUCGCCAAACAACCCUGCACCUGGUUGAUGAGAGUGAUACCGACGCACUUGCAUCCCCGAAUCAAACUGACUUCAGCCCUAUGCUGGCCUCAAGUGCGAAUCUCAUGAUGACUGCCCUGGGUAAUGACCUCACUCCAGGAGGCCAGGUCAUGGGUCCACCGGAGGCAUUUUAUCCCUCCCAAGACUUCACCAUCGAUAGCUCGUUUGAGGAAGACGACGAUGAAGACCCUGAGUCUGCUCUGAACGUUGACGACUUCAUUGACUUUGGGAAUGGCUCCUCUGAUGAAGACGAGGACUCGAAUUCGAACCAUCACUUCCAGGAAUCCGCCCAGGCUUCUCCAACAGCUGCUCCUUUCGCCAAAUCUAUGGGCACACCUACGCCGACUCGCAAGUCAGAGUCCCAACCCGCCAACAAUGAAGAGCGGUUCCUCAAUCAUCUUGACAAGGGCAUCGUCACCGCCUUCCGUCGUAACCACAACCGUUACCAAGCUCUUCUCCGCCUUCCCCAACACCGCGAGUUCAUGCCCGCAAACUCCCCGGCGCGGCCUGCAAGUGUCUUCCGACACGCCAAGACCAAUGACCAGCGCACUCCCACUCGCAAGCGCAAGUCCAACACCAUUGCUGGUGGUGAAGCUGUGCGGCGUAAGCUGAUGGAUGCCCAGCAACGCCGAUCUCACCUCCCACUUUAA
Messenger RNA from Penicillium salamii, 1917 nucleotides. The record is from the annotation of a GenBank genome assembly. NCBI's taxonomy places the organism in Eukaryota, Fungi, Ascomycota, Eurotiomycetes, Eurotiales, Aspergillaceae.